Molecule: messenger RNA, 1998 nt
Organism: Talaromyces marneffei
Lineage: Eukaryota; Fungi; Ascomycota; Eurotiomycetes; Eurotiales; Trichocomaceae
Exons: 3
Coding region: 1-1998 (665 amino acids)
Biological process (GO): regulation of DNA-templated transcription; DNA-templated transcription
Cellular component (GO): nucleus
Molecular function (GO): DNA binding; DNA-binding transcription factor activity, RNA polymerase II-specific; zinc ion binding
Source: RefSeq, a predicted model, not a curated record
AUGCUUGAUCACCAAAAAUUCGAGAAGCUCAAAUUAAACGACAAACCAGCGACCUCCAAACCAGUUCGCCGUCGACAACGGCAGACUCUUUCUUGUCUUCCCUGUCGCCGGCUCAAGGUAAAAUGUGACCGUAGCCAUCCUUGUCGCCAUUGUGUAUGGAGUGACAGAGCCGCAAGCUGCCACUAUGCACCGUUUCCUGCCGCACAGCCGAACGGUGUAACGUCGUCCGACGAAGACCAGACUGGCAAAUCAAGUGAAUCGCCUCAAGUGCCAGUUGACAAAACUAAGCCUGCACUUUUGUUGCCCAAGACUGAAACAGACCUUUCUGUAUUUUCUGCAUCGUCACCAGCCACGACAACGACGUCAUCUAAGAGUGAAGAGUCUAUAAAAUCAGUUCAUGAUCCGUAUAAUAGCUGGAAUUCCAAAUUCAGAGGGUCAACCCAUUGGCUCACGGUUUCCCGACAGAUUCAAUAUGGGCACAAGUCUAUGGAAACGAACCCACUAUUUCAGGUUCUGGAAGGGGUGUUCCACAAAAUUACAAAUAAUGUCCAAGCUUCCAUAUUCCCCUCUAAUUACCCAUUCGGAAGUGGGUAUCAGGAGCAGGCCCCUAGUAAGAGAGAGGUCCUUAGCUUCAUACCAGACCGCCCGACGGUCAUGUUCUUGAUCGGCAUUUAUAUGAAUACCAUAGAGAGGACUCAUCCGAUGCUUCAUCCGCCAACUUUUUACGAGGAACUAAACAAAUUCUGGGAGGAUCCGGCAGCGGUAGAGGAUGACUGGUUGGCGCAGUUGCUCGUUAUGUUAGGGCUAAGCCAUCACAUGUCGCGAGGUGUCAACAUAACUCCGGAUGAGGAGACAACGUUGAGACAGUACUUUCGUGGCGCGGAAACAUGCCUGAAGAGCACAAUCUUUCUGAUAGCGCCGAAUCUCUUGUCGUUGCGAACACUGUGUAUGAUGGUGUUGGCCAGGCGCAUUCUUGGUUCCAGUUGUCUUGAGCUUGAUGCAUGCGGCCCUCUUAUGGCCAUUGUUCUGAGAAUGGCUAUUGGCAUUGGCCUUAAUGUGGACCCUCAACAUGACAUCAGCGACAGCACGACACUGUUUGACAGAGAAAUACGCAGAAAGCUGUGGACGACCAUGGCCUUGAUGGGAACGAGCAUCUCGGUUUUGACUGGAACACCAUUUGUGCUUCGAUCAUCGGAUAUCAACACCCAGCCGCCCAUGAACCUAAAUGAUACAGAAUUGAGUCCGUCGCUUCAAGGCUAUCCCAUCGUACGACCACCAGAAGAGUUCACAGAUUCUACUUUUUCGAUCAUUGUCGCACAGUCAUUUCAUCUAGCUUGUGACACAGUAGCUCAUGCAAACUCGCCAUCUACACACCUUUCGUACGAAGAUGUUCUCAUAUACAGCGUCAAAAUCAAGAACUUGCUCUUGGAAACAUCUCAAUUCUACCACCCCUCUGACUCACCACCGCUGGAAGACUGGAAGCAAGAUCAAUUAUUCAUGCUGCAGAUAUACUUACGGCGUCUUCUACUUGCGCUUCACUCUGUCUACGGGCUACGACCAAACGCUGAUACCGAGUAUCCAAUAUCGUAUUGGUCUACAUUAGAAUCCGCACUGGCUCUCCUCGUUUUCCAGAGACAGCUUUCAGAAUGUCCAAAUAGUCCCGAAGGCCGGGCCUGGCUAGGCGAAUAUUACAAACACGACUUUUACGCCGCAACAUUAACAAUCUGUCUGAUAGUGACCCGGAACGAUGCUAUAGCUAUGGACAUGAACUCCAACGGGUCAUCGCAGACCAACAUAGAAAUUCCACAACGAGAAACCAUUCUUCAGACUUUGCUUGUUUGCCGCGAAAUCUGGGCCCGUCGAAUCUGCCAAACAUACUGCCAUUUCUUGUCUUAUAUGAAUCUUGGCACCAUCCUUGGAAGUAUGGCAAAGUCUUCGCGACAGUCUUCGGACGCUGAAGAAUUGUCCUUGUGGGAAUUGCGCGACCGAUGCGACUAG